CCGCGCCAAAGUUAAGUAUUUCACAGCACAAUGAAAACUCUUGGCAUGCUGAAAGUUCUCGAGGUGCUGUGCCUGGCGCUGUGCACCUUGCUGUGCCUGCCAGACAUGUGGAGCCUCCUGCUGCACUCCUGGAGGCUGCAGCAGGCAGUGCAGGAGUGGCGGGACGGCGGCCCCCACACCACCCUCGUGGGCCGCCUGCGGGAGCGUCUGGCCGCCGCUGGCUGGCUGGCACCCCCGCGGGACCCCCUCCUGGAGUGCGGCGUCCCCCUAGGUGGAGGCUGGACGGAGACGCUGCAGCGGCUGUACGGCGCUGACAGCUAUCUGUUCUGCCUGGAGAGGGAGGUGGAGCAGGCCCAGCAGGAGCACCUGGCCUUCCGGGCAAACCUCCUGCUGGCAGCGGCCUGCGCCGCCUCCGUCACCGUGCUGGCCGCCCUUCUGGCUGUGUGCGGCUGCCUGCUGCUGAGACUCGCCCGGCGCCCCCAGCAGCAGCAGCAGGCCGCUGAGGCCGCCAGGGAAGUCAUGCCCCCUGGUGAGGCGCCACGCGGUGAGGUUCAGCCCAGGACGGAUAGGCCCAAAGGCUGCCCAGGAAAGCCGGCCCGGCCCUCGGUUGUCAGUGUCCUCAGUAAGAGGCGCUACAAGCGGCGGGUCGCUGGGCGCCCUAAGGCUGCCUCGUCCGGUCCCGUACCUGAGGCGAACCACGUCCUGCCCUGCCCCGUGGCCGCCGGGGGCCAGGCGAGCCACGACACGUCUUCCCCAGUGGCCGCCGAGGUCCAGGUGAGCCACGACGUGGCCUCCCUAGUGGGCGACAUGGCCCGGGAGUGCCACAACAUGGCCUCCCCAGUGGCCACAAUGGCCCGGGAGUGCCACGAUAUAGCCUCCGCAGUGGCCGACAUGGCCCGGGAGAGCCACGACAUGGCCUCCCCAGUGGCCGAAAUGGCCCGGGAGUGCCACGACAUGGACUCCCCAGUGGCCGACAUGGCCCGGGAGUGCCACAACAUGGACUCCCCAGUGGCCACAACGGCCCGGGAGUGCCACGACAUGGCCUCCCCAGUGGCCGACAUGGCCCGGGAGUGCCACAACAUGGACUCCCCAGUGGCCACAACGGCCCGAGAGUGCCAACCCCCGCCAGUCAGCAGGACGGGAGACGCGGCCUGUGACCCUGCUGCCCAGGCCACUGGGCGAGGCCAGAAGGAGGCUACGCCUAGCCCAGUGGUCACGAAGGGGCCAUCGCAGGCCGCCCAGGCUCAGGAGCCCCCAGGGCUUGACACCCCUCCCAAUGAGGAGGGAGGGGCACUCCUGCCUCAGAGGAGAAGCCCUGCACGCCCCCGCCCGUACAGGAGGCGCCACUGGAGGCAGACGAGGCAGCCUCAGUGGUGCGCCGCUGCCUGCACGUGAACCCCAGGUUCAGGGAGCGCCUGGAGGGGCCUAACGGGAGCUUCCUGGAGCACCUGGGCCUCCAGUACGGCGUCCUGGUCUUCACGAUCCCCGCCAAAAGGAAAAUGCAGAUCAGGGGCGCCAAGCAGCGCGUCCUUGACUG
This is a messenger RNA of Eriocheir sinensis (Chinese mitten crab), 1537 nucleotides long. RefSeq lists its product as uncharacterized. The transcript has 2 exons. Lineage: Eukaryota; Metazoa; Arthropoda; Malacostraca; Decapoda; Varunidae. The record is from RefSeq and is a predicted model, not a curated record. The coding region runs from base 31 to 1395 and encodes 454 amino acids.